AUGAAAGGCAAAGCAUUGUUCAAUGCUACAACAAUUAGUAAAAUUCAACCUUCAAUUCUAUGGAAAGAAGUUUCAAGUGCUUCACACUUCAGAAAGGAUCGUCAAUUGAGACCCUUUGAAUUGUUUCAGUGGAAAACUAUUUUGAGUUCAUCAGUUAGAAAUCUUCAAACAUGUAAAUUUUUCCUUUUUGAAAUUCAAUUUCUGAAGAUGAUUUUCCCAAAAUUUCAUCACGAAACUCCGCUCAUUCAAUUCAAAUUGGAAUAUGAAAUCAUUAUAAAUCUUGCGGUGAAUCAAAAAUUGAAUGAUGAGUUGAAAGAUGCGAUAAAUUGCUUGAAGCUCAACAGGGAUUUAGAUCAUGCUUCGUUUCUCGUUUUGCAAUAA
Messenger RNA from Clunio marinus, 381 nucleotides. NCBI's taxonomy places the organism in Eukaryota, Metazoa, Arthropoda, Insecta, Diptera, Chironomidae. The record is from the annotation of a GenBank genome assembly.